Centruroides sculpturatus (bark scorpion) is the source of this 1183-nucleotide messenger RNA. Its product is annotated as zinc finger protein 525-like. The transcript has 4 exons. Gene Ontology annotation, molecular function: RNA polymerase II cis-regulatory region sequence-specific DNA binding; DNA-binding transcription factor activity, RNA polymerase II-specific. The coding region runs from base 54 to 866 and encodes 270 amino acids. NCBI's taxonomy places the organism in Eukaryota, Metazoa, Arthropoda, Arachnida, Scorpiones, Buthidae. Gene Ontology annotation, biological process: regulation of DNA-templated transcription. The record is from RefSeq and is a predicted model, not a curated record.
CAAAAAUUUCGACUUUGAAUUAAAUAACUAAAUUAAAAUAAGUUUAAAUCAUAAUGGAGAAAAAACAUAAAUGUCCGACAUGUGAGAAGACAUUUCUUUAUGAAAGUCAUUUGCAAGUACACAUGCGAAUUCACACGAAUGAAAGGCCGUAUAAAUGCAAUUUGUGCGAAAAAAGCUUUACGCAGAAGAGUCAUUUAACAACUCACAUGAAAGUGCACUCGGAUGAAAAACCGUUCAAGUGCAAUUACAAUGGUUGUGAAGAGAGCUUUAAACGGAAAAAUGAGUUGAAACAACACAUGUAUAUAUCUCAUCUUGAUAAGAUUUUAUCUAAAAUUCCACCAAACGACCCGAGGAUAAUAAGCCGUAAAUGUAAUUCUUGCCUAAAAGUUUGUGCAUCUCCCGCUAUGUUAACACGUCACUUGAUAACUCACACCGGAGAACGGCCAUUUUCGUGCAAUGUCUGCAACGGCACUUUCACUACCAAAAGUAGUUUAGACAGACACAUCAGAAGAAUCCAUCGGAAAGACAAAACUCCAUCUUGCUCCGAAAAAAGAACACAAGACGUUCAACGAGACCAGAAAGAAUUGUUUGAACAACCAUCGACAAGUUUUCAAAGACCACAGUCAAUAGCAUAUGAAGAAAUUUCUUCAGAACAGAACCUUUUUACUUCAAAAGAAUGUGAAGAAUUCCUCGAAAACGUUGACGUUAAUCUAGAAAUUAUCAAAUUGGAAGGUUCCUCACAAGUGAAAUUCUUACCAGAAAUGGACGUCGAAGAAUGCUAUUUGGAAUGUCCGUUUUGUGGUGAACAAUUUUUAGACGAAGUUUCGCUUAAAGAACACGAAAGAAACUCCCACCCGUCUGACUAAUUAGUUCUGGACAAUUACUGUAAUUUUCAAAAUAUAUUAAAUUAAUAAGACAUCGAAUUAUUAAUAUUUUGAUAUUUAAUAACGAAGGCAAAAUUGAAUAUUUAGUGAAGAAGCUUAGUUACAGUUCGGGAUAUAUGUGAAAUCGUCGUAGACAGUAUACAUCUAAUUUAAUUUAUAGCGAAAAUUAUUUGAUAGAAACUUCGUAAUAUUUGAAAGAAACAAAAUUUAUUAAGUUAUUUUUUUCACAUUUAUUGCUUUACGAAAACCAAAAGAUCUAAACACCGAAGAAACACUUAAUUUAUAUUUUACGUUUAUAA